CUGACCUUCUGCCCUGACUCCUACCAGACCAAGCCAUGACUGAACGAGAGGCUCAAGCUCCAGUGGGCCGGGUGCUGCCCCCAGAUGUGCUGGCAGAGCAGGUGGAGCUGUGGUGGUCCCAGCAGCCACGGCGCUCAGCACUCUGCUUUGCCGUGGCUGUGGGCCUCGUGGCAGGCUGCGGGGCAGCUGGCGUGGCACUGCUCUCCACCACCAACAGCCGCUCGGGUGAGUGGCGGCUAGCCGUGGGCACCGUGCUCUGUCUCCUGGCCCUGCUGGUCCUGGUGAAGCAGCUCAUGAGCUCAGCCGUGCAGGACAUGAACUGUGUGCGCCAGCCCCACCACGUGGCCCUGCUGCGCAGUGGUGGAGGUGCUGACGCCCUCGUGGUGCUGCUCAGUGGCCUCGUGCUGCUGGUCACUGGCCUGACGCUGGCUGGGCUGGCUGCCGCCCCCGCCCCAGCUCGGCCCCUGGCCACCAUGCUGUCUGUGGGCAUUGCCCUGGCUGCCUCAGGCUCACUCCUGCUGCUGGGCUUGCUGCUAUAUCAGGUGGGCGUGAGUGGGUACUGCCCCCCCAUCAGUGCGGGCACCCGCCCCAACCACAGUGGCCACAGGAGCAGUGGUGGCGUCUUCAGCAUCUCAGGACAGCUCUCAGCUGGCCAGCGUCACGAGACCACAUCAAGCAUCGCCAGCCUCAUCUGACAGAGCCGGAGCCCCUUUCCAAGUGACCUGGCUCAGCAUUCAGAGAACUGCGUUGGGGCGUGAGUGUGUGCAUGUCCCUGGGACUGUCAGGCCUUUCUGUGGGAUUGUGUGGGAUUAAGGGUCCAUGUGUAUCCACACCAUGGGAACGGGUGUGUGUGUCUCCGUGGAACUCAGUGUCGGUGUUUGUGGAACUGUCAGAGUCUGGGGCCUCCAGGCAGGGAAGUAUCUGGGCUUCCUGAAGAUUCUUGACCAACACCCCUCAAAUCCAACCCUGCCCAUGUAAUAUGCCCAUCAGGGAUUUCCAAAGGAGUGACUGCUGCCCCACGUAGUGACUGCCCAGUGACCCUUCAAUGAGGAGAGUAGCUGGUGGCAAAACAGAAAGAACAGGGGCUCCAGGCCUGGGUGGGACUCCCCCUCUACCACUUACCACCUGGGGGAUUUGGGGCAAGCAACAACCUCUCUGAGCCGCAGCUUCUUCAGGGUCAUGGAUUUGGUCAAUUGUAAGGAUUUAAAUGAGAUCAUGUGUUCAAGAUGUGGGCAUGUGGCAGAGGCACAAUAAAAAUGGCGGCUGUUAUUGUCAUUGCCACUAACUCACCACAGAAAACUUCCCUUCUGCUUUACCCCACCUCCACCCCUUCCAAAGUCAGCUCUUUGUUCCUAUCUCAGGCUUAUAAAAGGUGCCUUGAAGAUCUCCUCAGUCAGACUUGAGGCCUCUUCUCUCAGUUAACAAGGAGCUGGAGGGGAGAGAGGAAUUAGGGUGAGGGAAGGUGGCGGGUUUCAGUCUCCAGGGAGAGGAGCACGCAGGGUGAGGGACCUGAGUCCUUCCCACUGGUUGACGCACGAGCCCAAGAGGAGGCCAUAAAUAUUGGGGGCUUAUCAGCUGGCUUCUCUGGAAGCCAGAUUGUGUUCCCUUUAGCUGAUUCCCCGGAUGGUGGCCUCGGGCUGCGGUGCCCUCCUCCACUCUGAAACCAGAAUAUCCUGGGUCUGUGUGGUCGCUGCGCCAGUUGGCCAGCUUCUGGGCUCCAGUGCAUGGGAGGGGUGUUUGAUUUCCCCUUCCAGGAGGCAGCAACACUCCCUGGGUGGCAACGCCAAAGUUCCCCUGGAAGCAGCACUCCAGAGCCUUAGUUAUGGUUUCAUCACUUCUGCCUCACAAGUGCAGAUUAUGUGAAGCUCCAUGGGGAAUGCCAAGAGAAGCAGCAAAAUGAGAUGUAUCUCCUCAGAGAGACUAAACAUAGAGCUACUGAGGCUUUGAGAAGAGAAAACAGCUUUCAGCUGGCAAGAAAGCAAGGAAUUGCUGGGUUAAUGGAUGAGGGUUAAGGCAUGCAAACUGAGGGACUAGCAAGAAUCGACACAAAGGAAAGAAAGAAGAGAGCAUGUCCAAGAACAGAAAAGAACGCAGUGGUUUCCAAAUAAUCAACAGUCCUCAUCACAGCGUGUCACAAACACCUCGCACAUCUUUUCAGACUGACUCGCUUGCUAACUUCAGGGACACGGGCUCAGCUUGAUGUACCAAAAGGCUUUGCUGACAAGCUUCCUUUCACUACAGAGUUAUUUCCUGGAAAAAACAGAAAAAAUAGUUUUUGAAUUGACAAUAUAGCUUUGGUUGCUGCUGAGGGUAAGUAAAUGUACCAUUGUUACCAACUAUUAACCCAAAAAAUAAAAACUUAAAAGAA
This is a messenger RNA of Choloepus didactylus (southern two-toed sloth), 2368 nucleotides long. RefSeq names its product transmembrane protein 125 (gene TMEM125). Lineage: Eukaryota; Metazoa; Chordata; Mammalia; Pilosa; Megalonychidae. Bases 36 to 695 code for a protein of 219 amino acids. The record is from RefSeq and is a predicted model, not a curated record. The transcript is spliced from 2 exons.